AUGGUUACGAAAGAAAAAAACACUGGAGAUUACCGCACUGUGUGGUUAAAGUAUGAGCUAACGAAUUCGGAUAAACAUCAAUUGUUUUUAAAAGAACAUAAAAUACAAAAACAAGAGCCAGAAUUUCCACGAGGCCGUACCUUAUUUGUACUAAAUCUACCACCUUACGCAACUGUGUCUUCCCUGAGAGCAGCAUUUUCUAGGCACUGUGGACAUGUUAAAACCGUGAAACUCGCUGCUCGUGUAGCAAGCACCAAAAUAGGUUUUAAAACUGCUUAUGUAGUUUUUUCAAAAGAGUCGGAAUUACAACAGGCACUCUCUUUACCGAGGGAUUUUGUGAUAAUAUUAAACGAAGCUGAGGCUCCUGGUUUAUUUGGGAUAAAAAAAUGGAGUAAAGAAUAUAAUUCCGGCAUGAUAUUAAACGAAAAAGAAGUUAAGGAAUCAAUUGAAAAGUAUAUGGCUGCGUAUGAUAAAAGAGUAACGGCUGAAGAAAAUGAAGAAGAAGUAGACGAAGAUGGUUUUAUAAAAGUUUCGAGUAAAAAGAAACGUGGACAAUUUGCACCUCAAAGAAAGGAGUCGACGAUAGAAGAGAAAAAAAAGAAACUGCAAAAGGAGAAGAAAUUAGUUAACUUUUACCAAUUCCAAAUACGAGAAACUAAAAAACAACAACUGGAGGAGAUGAGAAAGAAAUUUGAAUUAGACAAACAAAAAGUCAAACAACUUAAAUCUCAAAGAAUAUUUAAACCAUUUGGAUAA
Cotesia congregata is the source of this 756-nucleotide messenger RNA. NCBI's taxonomy places the organism in Eukaryota, Metazoa, Arthropoda, Insecta, Hymenoptera, Braconidae. The record is from the annotation of a GenBank genome assembly.